This is a messenger RNA of Vigna angularis (adzuki bean), 1779 nucleotides long. Its product is annotated as multiple RNA-binding domain-containing protein 1-like. Gene Ontology annotation, cellular component: ribonucleoprotein complex; cytoplasm; nucleus. The coding region runs from base 1 to 1623 and encodes 540 amino acids. Gene Ontology annotation, molecular function: mRNA binding. The transcript is spliced from 8 exons. NCBI's taxonomy places the organism in Eukaryota, Viridiplantae, Streptophyta, Magnoliopsida, Fabales, Fabaceae. The record is from RefSeq and is a predicted model, not a curated record.
AUGCAUUUGCUUUAUAAUAAGAAAACUAUUAUAAUCCAUAAUCAGGGGGCUGUAACGUUACGCAGAGCUCAAAGCGAAAGCAGGAGGAGCGCGGGCGAGCACGACGAGCACGCGAACCAGGCGAACGGAGCGCGACCAGCGAACGGCGAGCGCGAACCAGGCGAACGGCGAGUCCGAAAGCCAGCCAACGAAGCGCGACGGCGCCCUAAACUCAAAAACGACUUCCUCUUCGAUUACACCGAACUCAAAAACCGAGUUUGCCGCGAGUUUGAUAACCUUGGUCGUAACCCUUGCUUGAUUACUGUUUCAAAGUGCAAUCGCGUGAUGUCGAGGAUUUGUAUGAAGAAUCUUCUUAAACAUGUUGCGGAGGAUGAACUACGGGAAUUCUUUUCUGAGAAAGGAAUAAUCACUGACGUCAAGCUCAUGCGUACCAAAGAUGGUAAGAGUAGGCAAUUCGCGUUUACAGGGUAUCGAACAGAAAAGGAAGCUCAUGAAGCCAUUCGAUAUUUCAAUAAUUCUUUCCUUCGCACAUCUAAAAUUACAUGUGAGGUAGCUCGAAAACUUGGGAUGAAAAUCUUCCUCGUCCAUGGAGUCGCCAUUCGAAGAAAAAAGACGACAAAGGGACUGUGCCGGAUGUGGGGAAACCUAGCUAAGGGCUGGAAAGAAAAUUUGAAGAAUGGUGUGGAUGUUGAUGACCCACAGCUUCCGGAUUUUCUUCAGGUCAUGCAGCCUCGGGUUAACUCUAAGAUGUGGGCAAAUGAUACUUCCGGUUUGACCAGUGUUGGCAACAACAGAGCAGUCUCAAAUAAGGAUAAUGAAGGUGCAUCAGUUUCAACUGAUGACAGUGGCUCAUUGGAAGAUGGAUUUCUGGAUAUUUCCGAACCCAGUGGCAAGUCACAUGAGCCUGACCGUGAUGAGGUCAUUUCAUAUAUGGAUUAUUUCAAGAGUAGGGUGACAAAAGAGUGGUCUGAUUCUGAAAGUAGUCACGAAGAUAAUCACGGCAAUGAUGAUAAUGAUGCCUCAUCUAAUGACAAUGAUGACAAAGAUGAUAAUAGUAGUGUUAAUGAAGAUGGAAAAAGAAGUCAUCCAAGAAAUCAUGCUCGAGAGGUAGACGUAGAGGGCAAAGAAGAUACUAGUAGAGAGAAGGUUACCCAUGAAAAAUCUCAACUAAAUGUGAUUGAGCAUGGGAGCCGAUUAUCAAAAACAGAAGAUGUGAAAGGAGUUUUUGAGUCCUGUCGGUUGUUUGUCCGUAAUCUUCCAUACACGACCACUGAGGAGGAACUGGAAGAACAUUUCAGUCACAUUGGUAGUAUCUCACAGAUUAAAAGCUUAAGGUUGCCAAUGAAGUUUGGAAGCCAUAGAGGCUUUGCUUUUGUAGAGUAUGUUACUCAGCAGGAGGCACAAAAUGCUCUCAAAGCACUUUCAAGCACCCAUCUCUAUGGGAGACGUCUGGUGAUAGAGAGAGCGAAAGAAGGUGAGAGUUUGGAAGAACUGCGAGCACGAACAGCUUCUCAAUUUAGUGACAACCACAAUGGAUUUCAAGCUAUUAAAUUAUCCAAGAAAAGAAAGGACGUUGACAUCUUAGAUGAAGGGAAGAUGAAGUUUGGAAGAUUUGAUGACUAAACAGUUUUUGUGCAUAUGUCCUGAAAAUUCUGGGAUCACAAUUUUGUCAUAGGUUCUAAGAUAUCGCAUACCAUCUCAAGUGUUAAACAGCUUCUAACAUUAGUUUUGUAUUCUGUAUCCAUAAUUCAAUCUCCUAUAAAAUUUUGUUCUCUUAUU